CUCCCGCCGAAGAACUGCCUCCUCAGGGCGCAGCGGCUUUGCCACCAGAGCCGGACGACGCAGCGUCAGAGGCGGCAUCGGGCUCCGAGGAGCGCGGCGACGAGAUUGGUUCCGAGCUCGGCGUCAAACAGGAUGAGCUUGAGAGUGCCAAGCGUGAGCUUAAGGAGGAAGAGGCUCCACCGCAGGGCGCGGUAGCCAAGGUAGGGGAGUUCGUGGAUGUGCAUGGCAUCGGGCAUAGCAUCGUGCGUUGCAACCGCUGCUGUCGCACGGCAAAGGAGUGCAACUACAGGAUCAGGGCGAAGGGCCAGUCGACUUACCAGUGCGACGCGUGCAACACGAACGGGGUGCGCCUUUCUCGGAGGUUCGGACAGUGGCCGCCAAAGUGUUUCGCCAAACUGAAGAGUGAGUUCAAGCAGCAGUUCUACAAGGAUCUGGCAGAAGAUCCUGGGCUGUCGAACCUCGAUCGCAUUGAAGCCUUCGUGGUCAGCUCAAUCACUGUCCAACGGAUGGAGGAGGAGCGCGUCCGCAAGGGUGGCAAGCACCUUCCGCUGAGGAAGUGGGCGCACGACGGCUUCGACGCGAAAAAGAUUGAAGAUAAUGUGCAGGAUAAGAGCGAGACAGUGGAGGCCGCAGUGCGCAACGAGCUGUACACCGAUAAGAGGACGCAGGCGAAGCAGAGCGGCCCGCGGGCAGCGGCCUCGACGGGCGUCGCAGAGCACGGCGGCGACAAGGGCGAAAGAAGCGACGAGAGCGACAUGUCCAGAUCCAGGAGCCGCUCGCGCGGCGACCGCGACAUGAGCAAGAGCCGCCGCAAGGGCAGGAGCAAGAGCCGCGGCAAGAGCAAGGACAGGAGCAAGAGCAGGGAUAAGGACGCUGAGAAGGAGCGGAGGCGACAGGAAGCGAGGGAGAAGGCCGAGCAGGCCAAGAAGGAUACGCAGGAGAAAAACCUGGCGCUGAAGUGGAUCGGCACCGCAACGAGGCUCGAGACAGAGCUGGACGGGUACCUCGAGCAUGGGAAGGCGGACAAGGUGCCGUCAUGGGCUGUGAAGAACGCGAAGGCGGCGAGGAAGUCUGUGGCAGUCAUGAAGGCGGUGGCGCAGAAGCGCGUGCACAGCGGCGUGGCGUUGACGAUCACGCAGGACGAGGCCAUCAGCAUCCAGAAGGAUGCGAGCUCGGCGGCGAGGGCCAUCGCGGGGAUGCUCAAGGAGGCGCAGAAGCACAGCACCUGA
Messenger RNA from Prorocentrum cordatum, 1229 nucleotides. The record is from the annotation of a GenBank genome assembly. Lineage: Eukaryota; Dinophyceae; Prorocentrales; Prorocentraceae.